UAUAGUUCAACGCAUGCCAACGUCUUCAUCAACCUUCCCGCCAUCUGUUCUUGAACCUACGAAGUUUGUCAAAAGAGGAAAUGGACCACACUAGUUAAGCCGCUCACACUCCCGCGACUGUAAAGGGGCAACUAGGCUUCCGUAUUCGCGGCCAUGGCAAGUAUAUUGAAAUUCGAACCCGUCCCUCUCGAUGAUUUGCAAAGCGGCUAUGUACAUGCCCCUUCUAGCUCGAGUAUUGAGCAUGACCCAUACACACCCUUUCAGUAUGCCGAAGAUGAAUCUACCAAAAGCCUGCGACAGAAUGUCGUUGACGACAAAGAUCCGACGCAGCAUAUGUCUACAUAUCUUCCAGGCCUAGGAAAUCCGCGACGUCACACACCUUCUUGGUCGUUAAACAAGUCGCAAAACUGGACUUUGGAACUAGCCUGCGUGUUCAUCAGUCUUGCAUGCAUGGCGGCGCUUCUUGUCCUCUUCAUUUACUUCGACAAGAAGCCCUUGUCGAGCUGGCAUUUCUACUUCUCGCUCAACACCGUGGCUUCGACUCUCGGGACCACGGCAAAGUCCAGCAUGCUGUUGGCUGUAGGCUCCGCAAUAGGUCAAGGAAAAUGGCAAUGGUUCUACAACAAUCCCCAGCCUUUGCGGGACUUUGACGUCUUUGACGAGGCAACUCGUGGGCCGCUUGGAAGCAUAAGACUACUAUGGACGCUGCGAGCACGACACCUUGCCGUUCUCGGAGCCCUUGUGACGAUUAUCAGCGUGGCAUCAGAUCCGUUUCUUCAAGCCGUCGUGAACUACGAAGGAAGAUUGGAUAAUGUGACUUUGUCAGGGAGCGAAACUGAUCCUUCAGCGUUAUCAAGAGGCUUUGUCGCAAGGGCAAAUCGCUGGGCGGGCCUCAACGACUUCGCCUACACACAGUCUACUUCCCUUGAGCUUGAUGGCAACACCUACACUUCGUACCCAAAACGAGAAGACUUUGGGACCUCGUCCGCCUUUUAUUCUGGGACCAGCUCAUACAAUGACGCAGGACUCAAUGGGUCGACUCCGUACUUUAGCUGCCCAACUGGCAACUGUACGUCUCCAAUAUACACUUCGGUUGGCGUCUGCAGCAAGUGUGCGGACAUCUCAGAGUCCGUCCGAACGGCGGAAGUUGUCGACGGUCAACCCGAGGCCUACCUUCGAAGCGAGGAGAAUUUCGCGACCGCGUUUAUGAACUUCACGAAUUAUACCAUCCCAAAUCUGUGGAUUGACAACUGCUGCGUAGCCAAUGACAGUGGCUACACGUCCUAUAUGACGGCCACUCUCAGCCUGAGGCCAGAAGACACAAAUGCUUUCCAAGACAUGGAAACGAUGCUCGCCGCGAUCACGUUCCUUAGAGCCACGCCCGUGAACGGCAGCGCGUCGAAGUACAAAGACACGCUGCCCGCUGCGACCGAGUGCGCGUUGUACCUGUGCGUCAACGCGUACCAGUCCAACGUCACGAACGGCUUCCUGACGGAAACGUUGGUUGAAACGUGGGCGACGAGGGUGCCUGCGUCGUACGACGCCAGCAAGGAGCAGCCCAGCGGAGUCGAAAUCACCAACGCGUCGGCGGUGCACUCGGACGUCUGGAUGCCGCCGUACCAGCAGCUCUACAUCAACCGGUCCGACUACCAGCUGUCCGUCCCGACGGACGGCAACAAGAAGCCAACAUUCGGCCCGGACACGACGUUCGCCGUGUCGCAGGCCGCCAUCGUCACCUUUCAGGACUUCAUGAGCGGCAUGUUCGACAGCACAGUGGGCGCGGGCAACACGACGCGCAGGGCGCACGAGCUCGCCUACGGCGACGCCGCCAUCCCUUUCUACACCACGCCCAUCAUGCAGCCGUUCGUGGGCCAGGCCCACCAGCCCGUCAACAUGACGGACAUGUUCGCGCGGAUCGCCGCCUCGAUGACGAGCAACGUCCGCAACGCCGCCGCCGCCGCCGCCGCCGCCGCCGGCCCGUCCAGCAGGCAGCCGACCACGGUGCUGCGCUACGUCCUGCACUUCCGCGUCGCCUGGCCCUACUUCGCCCUGCCCCUCGGCACGGCCCUGCUCGGCGCCCUGUACGCCCUCCACACCGUCCACCGCGCCAGCCGCCCCGCCGGCCCGCCCGUCUGGAAGUCGAGCAUGCUCGCCAGCCUGACGCACGGCAUCGACGCCCGCACGCGCGACCGCCUCCGGCUCCUACCGCUCGACACCCAGCGCGAGCUCGCCGCGCGCACGUACGUCCGCCUCCGGGACGCGGACGGCGCGAUCGAGCUGCGCGCCGCCCCCGCCGCCGGCUGA
This is a messenger RNA of Verruconis gallopava, 2304 nucleotides long. RefSeq lists its product as uncharacterized. The record is from RefSeq and is a predicted model, not a curated record. Lineage: Eukaryota; Fungi; Ascomycota; Dothideomycetes; Venturiales; Sympoventuriaceae. The transcript has 4 exons. Bases 154 to 2304 code for a protein of 716 amino acids.